AUGGAGUUUGUGGCCGCGCUGCGCCUCUGCCUGUGGCUGGGGCUGGGGCUGGGGCUGGGGCCGGGACCGGGGCCGGGGCCUGGGCUGAGCCACCCGCAGCCCUGUCCCCGGGGCGCGCAGCUUGGGGGCCCGCUGCGCCUGGGCGCCCUCCUGCCCCGGGCAGCGGCCCUGCAGCGCCGCUUGCGGCGCGCCCUAGCCCGGGCCAUCUCAGAGGGCGCAUGGGGGCCCGAGCCGGGGCUGGAGCUAGGGCUGGAGCUGGAGCUGGGGCUGGGGCUGGGGCCGGAGCCAGAGCUGGAGCUGGAGGCCCCCGCGCCCCCCUCCAGGGACCCCGCCUCGCUGGCCGCCUGGCUGUGCCGUCUGCUGGCCCGGCCCGGGCUGGCUGCGCUGCUGGCCUUCCCCGAGUCCCGGCCCGAGCUGCUGCAGCUUCACUUCCUGGCCGCCAGUCUGGAGACCCCCGUGCUCAGUCUGCUGCAGCUGGACGCGCGCCUGCCGCCCGCCACGCCGAAUCCCUUCCACCUGCAGUUGGACUGGGCCAGCCCCAUGGAGACGUUGGUGGACGUGCUCUUAUCUGUGCUCCGGGCCCACGCCUGGAAGGACAUUGCCCUGGUACUGUGCCGCAUCCGUGAUCCAGGCAGCUUCUUGGACUUUUGGACCCAGCGCACUGGGCUGGCCCCACAGAUGACCUUGGAGCUGAGCCGGCUACCUGGAGCCCUGGCACGCCUUGAGGCACUGGCUGGGGAGCCUCCUCCGGUCACAGCUGCCAUCCUGUUUGGUUGCGAUGCCAACCGUGCCCUCCAAGUGCUGGCUGCUGCUCCCCCUGGGCCCCGAUGGCUCCUGGGCACCCCACUAGAGGCCACAGAACUGCCCACCCAGGGCCUGCCCCCAGGAUUGGUGGCCUUUGGUGGGGAGAGUCAGCCCCUUCUGGAGGAUCUCACCCAGGAUGCCGCAGGACUGAUGGUGCAGGCUCUGGGCAGGGCUGCCCAUGCCCACCCUGACCAGGCCCUCUCACCCUCAGCCAUCAGCUGUAACAGCCCCCGCCUGGCAAGGCCUGAGUCCUGGGGCCAGCGCCUGGCUGGGUUUCUGGCCAACGCUUCCUUCCACGGUCGGACGGGUCACAUGUGGGUGACGGGCACCUCCCAGGUCCACAUCCAGCGCCACUUCCACGUGUGGAGCCUCCUGCGGGACCCUCGAGGUGCCCCGGCCUGGGUGACGGUGGGCCACUGGCAGGAUGGGCGGCUGGAGCCGGCGGCGGGUGGGGGGGUGUGGCCAGGGGCUGGGGGCCUCGGAGGGCGGAUGCCACUCCGGGCCCCUCUGAGGGACGAUGAAAUCGGGCCACAGAAGCUGCGGGUGGUCACCCUGGUGGAGCACCCCUUCGUAUUCACCCGGGAGGUGGACGAAGAUGGGCUCUGCCCCGCUGGCCAGCUGUGCCUGGAUCCGGGCACCAACGACUCUGCCGUCCUGGGCGAGCUCUUCGCUGCCCUGGCCGAGCCGGGCAACGGCUCGGUGCCCCGGGAGCUGCGCAGAUGCUGCUACGGCUACUGCAUCGACCUGCUGGAGCGGCUGGCGGAGGACGUGCCCUUCGCCUUCGAGCUAUACAUCGUGGGGGACGGCAAGUACGGCGCCUGGCGCGACGGCCGCUGGACCGGCCUGGUGGGGGACCUCCUGGCGGGCACCGCGCACAUGGCCGUGACCAGCUUCAGCAUCAACUCGGCGCGCAGCCAGGUCAUCGACUUCACCAGCCCCUUCUUCUCCACCAGCCUGGGCAUCCUGGUGCGCACCCGGGACACGGCGUCCCCCAUCGGGGCCUUCAUGUGGCCCCUGCACUGGACCAUGUGGGUGGGGGUCUUUGUGGCCCUGCACGUCACCGCCCUCUUCCUCACCCUGUACGAGUGGCGCAGCCCCUACGGCAUGACCCCGCACGGGCGGAACCGCCUCAAGGUCUUCUCCUACUCCUCCGCCCUCAACCUCUGCUACGCCAUUCUCUUCGGUCGCACCGUCUCCAGCAAGACGCCCAAGUGCCCCACGGGCCGCUUCCUCAUGAACCUCUGGGCCAUUUUCGGCCUCCUGGUCCUGUCGAGCUACACGGCCAACCUGGCGGCGGUCAUGGUCGGCGAGAAGACCUUUGAGGAGCUCUCGGGGAUCCAUGACCCCAAGCUCCACCACCCAUCCCAAGGCUUUCGCUUUGGCACCGUGUGGGAGAGCAGUGCAGAGGCCUACAUUAAGAAAAGCUUCCCGGAGAUGGCCGAGUACAUGCGGAGGCAUAACGUGCCCACCACGCCUGACGGAGUCACCAUGCUCACGACAGACCCUCCAAAGCUCAAUGCCUUCAUCAUGGAUAAGUCUCUGCUGGACUACGAGGUCUCUAUCGAUGCUGACUGCAAACUGCUCACGGUGGGGAAGCCAUUUGCCAUCGAAGGCUACGGGAUCGGGCUGCCUCGGAACUCACCUCUCACUUCCAACCUGUCCGAGUUCAUCAGCCGCUACAAGUCGUCAGGGUUCAUCGAUCUGCUACAUGACAAGUGGUACAAGAUGGUGCCCUGUGGCAAGAGGGUCAUUGCUGUCACUGAGACUCUGCAGAUGGGCAUCUACCACUUCUCGGGACUCUUUGUACUACUCUGCCUGGGCCUUGGAUGCGCCCUCCUCACCUCUCUGGGAGAGCACAUCUUCUACCGCCUGGUCCUUCCUUGGAUCCGAAAGCAAAACAAGCUGCAGUACUGGCUGCACACAAGCCAGAGAAUCCAUCGGGCUCUAAACACUGGCUUAGAUCAUCAGAAGAACCAGAGAUUAAAACCGAAGCCGAAGCCGGAGCCGGAGCCGGAACCAGAGUCAGAGCCAGAGCCAAAGCCAAGCUGUGAUCCUCAGCGUGAGCAGAGCAGUAGGAACAGCGUUAGGCCAACUGUGAAGGCAGAGCGGAGGGUCCGAUUUCAGGAGCCAGAAGUCAAGGGGCCUGAUCUGCAGCUCACCAACGGGCGGCUGCCUCAGCAACAACUGGCAGUGCAGCCAGAAGUGCUUCCACAGCCCUCUCCUCUGGAAGCAGCUGAUGCUGCCACCGCCACCACUACCACCACCCAGAGUGAGCUGAAAGCCCUGGAGCAGAGAAUUGAGGACAUGCGGGAUCAGCUACGGUCCGCCCUGCUCAGGAAGAGUGAGCUGGUGCUCCUCCUGGGAAGGGACCUGCCCCCCCGCAGCCGGCUCCUGCUGACUCCGCAGGAGAUCAGUGAGGACAGGUAACCUUGUCUGGCCCCCCACCCCCCCCCACUCCCGAGCGCAUAUCUCAUGGCCGUCCUGUUACCUGGAGCCACCUCUGGGUAUGGGCCUUGGAGCAUGGUGGAAGGCAGCAGGUGGGAACCUAGCUCUGCCCACUGGACAGAGGCAGUAGCAGCACCAAAGCUCCUGCCUGGCUUUGCUGAUCCAGGCAUUCCUGGCCAGUUUCUAUCGCCCUUUUGGGGCACUCUAUUGUGUCUCAUCCUACGACAUACAACAGCUACUGCCCUCCGGCCCCUCCACAAACAGGAGACCACUUCUAGGUCUAGGCCCAACCUUCAGUGUCAGCCAGCCAGGGCAGGGGCCAGGGAGAAUACAGAAUCUGAGGCCAACUCCAGCCAAGGCUGGUGGAGGGUUAGAUCACAAAGCCCUUAUACACCCUUGGCUAUGGCAGGUAAUCUCAGGAGGGCCCUGCACAGGUUAAAAUGGGCACUGGCCUCUCAAAGCAUUGCCUUGCAUGCCUAUGAGCUUCAUGUUAAUGAGGAAGCAUGGAUGCCAACCUCACCCUCAGUUCUCCCAUGGUGUCAGCUUGGGACUGCAAAGCUCAGCUCCUUGGCCUGAAUGACCCUAGCUAGCAGUUUCUCUCAUCUAUGGCUGCCACGUUCCACAAUCCUUCAGUUACAGCUGGCAGAGAAUUUAAUAAUUUUUAAAGUAUUUAAACCCCAUAAAUAAGAACCUGGAGAGAAAAUACAGAUGUUGAUCUUUCACUCUGCUGUGGGCCUGGAGCAGAAUCAGGCCAUUUGCCGUCUUCAACAAACUGCCAGUGAGGAGUUGAUAAAGGGAAUAACCCCAAACAUGCCUAAUCAGAACAAGGGGCACCGAUGAAGAAUUACAGCCUGCCAGCUCCAGUGCUGCCCUGAAUGCCAAAGGAGAAACUGAGGAAGGCCUCUCAUCUAUUGGAAAGACAGAUGAGAAGUGCACAGCAUGAGAUGGGGGGGCAUUGGGUACCCAUGUCAAUGAAAUCAGGACUCUGUCUGAAGUACUGAAGAACGCUGGCCCCUUUUUACCAGACUGGCCGGCCUUUGACCUCCUCCUGGGCAAAAGCACUCUGUUCUCCCGAGGUUUCAAUGAAAGAAGGGGGUGGGGGGUGGUGGGAAGGCAACAGAGAGAGCCCCAACUGUUAGAUAGACU
This is a messenger RNA of Dromiciops gliroides (monito del monte), 4395 nucleotides long. RefSeq names its product glutamate ionotropic receptor NMDA type subunit 3B (gene GRIN3B). Gene Ontology annotation, cellular component: postsynaptic membrane; plasma membrane. Gene Ontology annotation, molecular function: NMDA glutamate receptor activity; transmitter-gated monoatomic ion channel activity involved in regulation of postsynaptic membrane potential. The coding region runs from base 1 to 3231 and encodes 1076 amino acids. The record is from RefSeq and is a predicted model, not a curated record. Lineage: Eukaryota; Metazoa; Chordata; Mammalia; Microbiotheria; Microbiotheriidae. The transcript has 9 exons. Gene Ontology annotation, biological process: synaptic transmission, glutamatergic; ionotropic glutamate receptor signaling pathway; monoatomic ion transport.